AUGCAAACGCCACCAACCAUGGACGACGGGUGGUGGAUCAUCUCGUUGCUGGUGGUAACUCUGGGAAUCCCCACGGUUAAUGCGGCUUCCAAAGACCAAUGGAUCGGUCGCUCUAUCUAUCAAAUCGUGACCGAUCGCUUUGCUCGAUCGGAUAACUCAACCACCGCUGCUUGUGAUGCAGCACUAGGUAACUACUGCGGAGGCUCUUUCCAGGGCAUCAUCAAUAAGCUGGACUACAUCCAGGAGCUCGGAUUUGAUGCGAUAUGGAUCUCUCCCGCACAAAGCCAAAUUUCCGCCCGAACAGCAGAUCUCUCAGCAUACCAUGGAUAUUGGCCCAAUGAUCUGUAUUCCAUCAACUCUCAUUUCGGCACCCCCAAGGAGCUGGAAGCCUUGUCCUCUGCCCUGCACGAUCGUGGCAUGUACUUGAUGCUCGACAUCGUGGUUGGCGAUAUGGCCUGGGCGGGAAAUCACAGCACCGUCGAUUACAGCACCUUUAAUCCUUUCAAUGAUCAGAAGUAUUUCCAUGACUUCAAGCUCCUGUCCAGUGACCCCACAAAUGAAACUUGUGUCCUGGAUUGCUGGAUGGGAGACACCGUCGUAUCACUUCCCGAUCUGCGAAAUGAGGACCAGCAAGUUCAGAAUAUUCUGGGUACCUGGAUCUCGGAGUUGGUUUCGAACUACUCAAUUGACGGACUGCGUAUCGACAGCGUCCUAAAUAUCGCCCCGGACUUCUUCUCCAACUUUACCAAGUCAUCAGGGGUUUUCACUGUCGGUGAAGGUGCCACGGCCGAUGCGGCUGAUGUUUGCCCUCUGCAGCCAAGCUUGAAUGGGCUUUUGAAUUAUCCAUUGUACUAUAUUCUUACCAACGCCUUCAACACGACCAACGGGAACCUGAGCACCAUUACCGAGUCCAUAAGCUACACCAAAGGACAAUGCGAGGAUGUCUUGGCCCUGGGGACGUUUACUGCAAACCAGGAUGUUCCGCGCUUCGGUUCAUACACGUCGGAUAUAUCGCUGGCUCGCAAUAUCCUGACCAGCAGUAUGCUGACAGACGGCAUCCCCAUCCUCUAUUACGGCGAGGAGCAGCAUUUGACAGGAUCCUACAAUCCCGUCAACCGUGAGGCUCUGUGGCUGACCAACUACUCGAUGCGCUCGACCUCCCUCCCCACCCUCGUCCAGUCCCUGAACCGCCUUCGAUCUUAUGCUAGCGGGGACGGUGAGCAGUACACGCAAAAGUCGCAAUCCGGAAGCGAUUACCUCUCGUACCUGUCAGCACCCAUUUACAAUUCUACGCACAUUCUGGCCACGCGCAAGGGGUUUGCGGGCAAUCAGGUCGUGAGUGUCGUAUCCAAUUUGGGAGCCAAGCCAGCCAGCAAAGCCACCACGAAAAUCACGUUGGGUUCAGACGAGACUGGAUUCCAAUCCAAGCAGAAUGUGACCGAGAUCUUAUCUUGCAAGACGUAUGUCACGGAUUCCAGCGGGAAUCUGGCAGUGGAUCUGAGCUCGGACGGGGGUCCGCGCGUGUACUAUCCCACGGACAGCCUGAAGGACAGCACUGAUAUCUGUGGUGAUAAGACCAAAUCGGCGACCCCGAGUAGCUCCGCAGCCUCAUCCGUGAGCUCGAUCCAGUCCAAGGGUUCAGAGACUUGUUUGUUUGGGGUACCGUUGGGGAUAAGCACAUUGGUGGUCACAGUUGCGAUGGCCACGUCCUACGUGUUCUAGUCUCCUUAAGCCUCUAC
Molecule: messenger RNA, 1739 nt
Organism: Aspergillus welwitschiae
Lineage: Eukaryota; Fungi; Ascomycota; Eurotiomycetes; Eurotiales; Aspergillaceae
Product: alpha-amylase
Exons: 10
Coding region: 1-1722 (573 amino acids)
Biological process (GO): carbohydrate catabolic process
Molecular function (GO): calcium ion binding; alpha-amylase activity
Source: RefSeq, a predicted model, not a curated record